Hevea brasiliensis (rubber tree) is the source of this 1170-nucleotide messenger RNA. Its product is annotated as DNA polymerase II subunit B4. Gene Ontology annotation, biological process: heterochromatin formation; DNA damage response; leading strand elongation. The transcript has 3 exons. NCBI's taxonomy places the organism in Eukaryota, Viridiplantae, Streptophyta, Magnoliopsida, Malpighiales, Euphorbiaceae. Gene Ontology annotation, molecular function: protein heterodimerization activity; chromatin DNA binding. Gene Ontology annotation, cellular component: epsilon DNA polymerase complex; CHRAC. The coding region runs from base 275 to 787 and encodes 170 amino acids. The record is from RefSeq and is a predicted model, not a curated record.
AUAUUAAAAAAUAAAUUUAUCUCUGCGAGAUGGAGAGAAUAUAUAUAAUGCAAUAAAACCAUAAAGGGCUAGAAAUGGGCCUAAAAUUUGAAAGCCCAAAACAGCAAAAAAGCCCGAUUCACCAAUGCCGCCAAAUGGCGGGAAACAUAACCUCCAAAAUCACAAAACCAGUGAGCCCUAAAAUUGACUUUGAAAUGUUUGUACAAAUGAGAAAAUCACUUCUGCUUUAGGCUUUUCUAGAGAGAGAGAGAGAGAGAGAGAGAGAGAGAGAGAGAUGGAGUCGGAGAAAGUGGAAAAAGUGGUACCGGAGGUGGAGGAGCUGCCUAAGGCUAUUGUGCGUAGGGUGGUCAAGGAUAAGCUCUCCCAUUGCUCCACGGACGGCGACCUUAACGUCCACAAAGAUGCUCUCCUUGCUUUCUCCGAAAGCGCAAGAAUCUUCAUUCAUUAUCUUUCGGCUACGGCUAAUGAUAUAUGUAAGGAAUCAAAGAGGCAAACUAUCAAUGCAAAUGAUGUGUUAAAGGCGCUUGAAGAAAUUGAAUUUCCUGAGUUUGUUGGCCCUCUCAAAGCCUCCCUUGAUGAGUUUAAGCAGAAAAAUGUUGGAAAAAAGGCAGGAGCAUCAGAGACAGGAAAGAAGGCGGCAGCAUCAGACAUGGGAAAGAAGGCAGGAGCAUCAGAGACGGGAAAAAAUACAGGAGAAUCGGAGACCAAAGAAGUAAAAAAGAAGAGGAAAGUAGAAGAGCCUUCAAAGAAAAUUGGAGGUAAAAGCAAACAGAAAAAAGAGGACUGAUAUAGAGGAGAACGAUGGCUGCAAUAAUCUGUCAGGAACAAUACUGUUGUUUACGAGGCUAGGGGGACAAAAAUGGAGCAGCACACUAGUUUGAACUUCUCUUGUUAGGUAGAUAGAAAGCUAGCUGUUUUAUUUAUGCCAUUAUGUUAGCUGUAGAACUGUGCUUCGCCCAGUUAGGUUUAUGAACCUGAAACCCAUAUUUGUAUUAAUUAUGAAAAAGAGAGUCUUAGCUUUUCUAGUGGUUUUUCUUUUUCUUCUUGAUGUUCAAGAAAUUGAGAAGGAAUUUGUUCUACAGAACGGGCUCCGUGAAACAUUAUACGUGGCCAUUGCAGCUGUGAAAAUACUCCAGAGCAUCUAUGAAAGGUUCAAGUAGGUUUUAUUUA